CAUCCAAUUCUACAUUGAGCCUUCCACGCAAGGCUGAACAAGACCCCAAUCUCGGCACCCAAACCCCUGCAUAAACCCUGCAUAUGCCACGCACGAGCCCCAUGUCUCAAAAUCCGACCCGCAAACAAACCAUCCAGGAAGCACGCGGCUGAGCUACUUCAAGACCUCUUCAUCAAUCUCACUGUCAACGACUAGCCAUCAUUCAACCCCCAACCUACGAUAUGUGAACUCGAUGUUCACAUAGCUCACACUGGCAUCUUCAAUAGAUAUCCCACUCGAAACAAUGGCAUCUUCUACCGCCGAAGAACCUCUCCUGCCCAAUCAACACGGCGAGGAAGAGGAGGAGAAUGAUGUGGAUGAAGAUGUCUCAUUACUUCUCGAGAAGAAUUUGAGUAAACCCGGGCUAUUCGUUUGGCUGCUUGCUUUUUCUGCAGGUAUUACUGGGCUAUUAUUUGGAUACGACACUGGCGUAAUAUCCUCUACCCUAAUAAGUCUCCAUACUUCUCUCGGCCGCCCCCUGACAACUCUCGACAAAUCCCUAAUAACAUCAUGCACCUCUCUCUUCGCCCUCAUCAUUUCUCCUCUUUCCGGCGUUCUCGCUUCCUCUCUCGGUCGCAAACGUGUUGUCCUUCUAGCAGAUCUAGCAUUCGUUCUCGGUGCACUCAUCCAAGCGUUUACAACCACAGUAUGGGGCAUGAUACUCGGACGAAGUAUUGUAGGACUUGCGGUCGGAGCAGGUAGUUUUGUUGCUCCGUUGUAUAUAAGUGAAUUAGCACCAACCAUGUGGAGAGGUAGAUUAGUGGUGUUGAAUGUGUUGUUUAUUACAUUGGGACAAGUUGUGGCUUAUAUUGUUGGAUGGGCGUUUGUAGAAUGGGGAAGUCUAGAGACGGGUUGGAGGUGGAUGGUUGGUUUGGGUGCGGUGCCUGCAGCGGUACAGAUCUUAGUAAUGCUGUUUAUGCCGGAGACGCCAAGGUGGUUGGUACAAGUCGGGAGGGUAGAUGAGGGGAGAAGUGUUUUGAGUAGAGUUUUUGGGAAAGGGGUUCAGAUGCAGAAGGUGGUCGACGAGGUUUUGAAGGGAAUCGAAAGAGAAGUGAGAGAGGAAGAUGAGGCGAAAAGGUUAAGAGAGAUGGCGAGGAAAACUAAGGGAUCGGAGGACUCGUGGAUAAGUGACGCGAAGGAUAGCUGGGAAGAAUUAAUAGGGGUUGGAGGAAAUAGGAGAGCCUUGACAAUUGCCUGUCUUCUGCAAGGUCUUCAACAGUUGUGUGGUUUCAAUUCCCUCAUGUACUUCAGCGCCACAAUCUUCACUAUCGUUGGGUUCUCGUCUCCAACUCUAACAUCUCUUUCCGUCGCACUCACAAAUUUUAUCCUAACCUGCGCCGCUCUCAUGCUCAUCGACCGCAUCGGUCGUCGUCGUAUCCUCCUCAUUUCAAUCCCCAUAAUGGCUAUAGGACUCCUCCUCUGCUCCAUAGGCUUCCACUUCAUGGAUCUCCCUUCUACCCUCUCCUCUACUACCACUACAUCCUCCUCCACCUCUACCUCCCGCAUUCCACCUCUCAUAAUUCUAACAGCAAUAAUGCUAUAUACCGCAGCCUUCGCCCUCGGUCUUGGAAACGUCCCAUGGAUGCAAUCUGAACUCUUUCCCCUCUCAGUUCGUUCCCUCGGCUCUUCUCUCUCUACUUGUACAAAUUGGUCGGCAAAUUUCAUUAUAGGACUUACGUUUCUUCCAAUGAUGGAACAAUUAACUCCAACGUGGACGUUUGUUGUGUAUGCGGUGGUAUGCGCGUUUGGAUGGUGGGCGAUUUGGUGGGUGUACCCGGAGACGAAGGGGUUGGGAUUAGAGGAGGUGGGGUUAUUGCUGAGGGAUGGAUGGGGUGUUAGAGGACAGAAGGGGCGAGAGGGAAUGAAUGAUGAAGAAGAGAGGGAGGAAAGAGGGUAGAUGAGUCUAGAUGAGUCUAGAUUAGACGAGAUUAAAUGGGUUUUGGCGUUUGUAGCUUUUGAUGGGUUGAUGUAGAUAUUUCUUGCAGGCAUAGAGUAUAUAAGACCCUUGACAAUAGAGAUACUCAGUAUUCG
Botrytis sinoallii is the source of this 2070-nucleotide messenger RNA. RefSeq lists its product as uncharacterized. Bases 284 to 1936 code for a protein of 550 amino acids. Gene Ontology annotation, biological process: transmembrane transport. NCBI's taxonomy places the organism in Eukaryota, Fungi, Ascomycota, Leotiomycetes, Helotiales, Sclerotiniaceae. Gene Ontology annotation, molecular function: myo-inositol:proton symporter activity. Gene Ontology annotation, cellular component: membrane. The record is from RefSeq and is a predicted model, not a curated record. The transcript has 3 exons.